GCCGCGCGCGCCCAACCGCCCACCUGCCGGCGCCUGCGCAGUGCGGCUCCGCUCGCCGCCCGGGGGCGCCGCUGUCAGUCGGUGCGCGGAGCCCGGCGCCGGGUGGGUCCAAUGGGGCCGCAGUGAGGAGCCGGCCAGGCCCAGCCCGCCCCGGACAUGGCCGACCCGGCCCCCGCCCGCAGCCUGGAUGACAUCGACCUCUCCGCCCUCAGGGACCCUGCCGGCAUAUUCGAACUGGUGGAGGUGGUCGGGAACGGGACGUACGGACAGGUCUACAAGGGCCGCCAUGUCAAGACAGGGCAGCUGGCCGCCAUCAAAGUCAUGGACGUCACCGAGGACGAGGAGGAGGAAAUCAAGCAGGAGAUCAACAUGCUGAAGAAAUACUCCCACCACCGCAACAUCGCCACCUACUACGGCGCCUUCAUCAAGAAGAGCCCACCCGGGAACGACGACCAGCUGUGGCUGGUGAUGGAGUUCUGUGGGGCCGGUUCCGUCACAGACCUGGUCAAGAACACCAAGGGCAACGCGCUGAAGGAGGACUGCAUCGCGUACAUCUGCCGGGAGAUCCUGCGGGGCCUGGCUCACCUCCACGCCCACAAGGUGAUCCACCGGGACAUCAAAGGGCAGAACGUGCUGCUGACGGAGAACGCCGAGGUGAAGCUGGUGGAUUUCGGGGUGAGCGCCCAGCUGGACCGGACGGUGGGACGCAGGAACACCUUCAUCGGCACCCCCUACUGGAUGGCCCCAGAGGUGAUCGCCUGUGACGAGAACCCCGACGCCACCUACGACUACAGGAGCGACAUCUGGUCCCUGGGCAUCACUGCUAUCGAGAUGGCCGAGGGGGCACCACCUUUGUGUGACAUGCACCCCAUGCGAGCGCUCUUCCUCAUCCCCCGCAAUCCACCGCCCAAGCUCAAGUCCAAGAAAUGGUCCAAGAAAUUCAUCGACUUCAUCGACACCUGUCUGAUCAAAGCCUACAUGAGCCGCCCGCCCACGGAGCAGCUGCUGAAAUUCCCCUUCAUCCGCGACCAGCCCACGGAGCGCCAGGUCCGCAUCCAGCUCAAGGACCACAUCGACCGCUCCCGGAAGAAGAGAGGAGAGAAGGAUGAGACGGAGUACGAGUACAGCGGCAGCGAGGAGGAGGACGACAGCCACGGGGAGGAAGGGGAGCCCAGCUCCAUCAUGAACGUGCCGGGCGAGUCGACGCUGCGGCGGGAGUUCCUGCGCCUGCAGCAGGAGAACAAGAGCCACUCGGAGGCGGCGCUGAAGCACCAGCAGCAGCUGGCGGCCCAGCACCGCGACUCCGAGGCCCACAUCAAGCAGCUGCUGCACGAGCGCCAGCGCCGCAUCGAGGAGCAGAAGGAGGAGCGCCGGCGCGUGGAGGAGCAGCAGCGGCGGGAGCGGGCGCAGCGGAAGCUGCAGGAGAAGGAGCAGCAGCGGCGGCUGGAGGACAUGCAGGUGCUGCGGCGGGAGGAGGAGCGCAGGCAGGCGGAGCGCGAGCAGGAGUAUAUCAGGCACAAGUUAGAGGAGGAGCAGAGGCAGCUGGAAAUCCUCCAGCAGCAGCUACUGCAGGAACAGGCCCUGCUUCUGGAGUACAAGCGGAAGCAGCUGGAGGAGCAGCGGCAGUCGGAGCGGCUCCAGCGCCAGCUGCAGCAGGAGCACGCCUACCUGAAGUCCCUGCAGCAGCAGCAGCAGCUCCAGAAGCCGCCGCAGGGGGCGCCGGCGAGCGAGAAGAAGCCCCUCUACCACUACAACCGGAGCGCCCACGCCGCCGACAAGCCCGCCUGGGCCCGGGAGGUGGAGGAGCGGUCGCGGCUGAAUAAGCAGAGCUCGCCGGCGGCGCAGGCCAAGCUGGGCGGCACCGCGUCCGACCCGGCCCUGCAGACGCGCUCGGAGCCCGUGUCCCUGGGCUCCGGCCCCGCGGCCCAGACCCCGCCCAUGCAGCGCCCCGUCGAGCCGCAGGAGGGGCAGCACAAGAGCCACCUGGCGCACCGGGUGCCGCUGAAGCCCUACGCCGCGCCGGUGCCGCGCUCCCAGUCCCUGCAGGAGCAGCCCACCAAGACCGUGGCGGCCUUCCCCGUGCAGGGCCCCGCCGCGCCUGCCCCGGCCCGCGCCGCCAUGGCCCGCCAGAACUCGGACCCCACCUCGGAGACGCCCGGCCCCGCCGCCCCGCGGGGGCCCUGGGGCCGCACCGAGCCCGAGGCCCCGCCCAAGGUGCCCCAGCGAACGUCGUCCAUCGCCACCACGCUCAACGCCAGCGGGGCCGGGGGCAGCGCCCGGCAGGGCCACGCCGUCAGAGCCAGACCCCGUAGCAAGUCUGCCUGGCACAUCCACAUGCACAGCCGGCUGGAGAGGGUACUGCCCGAGGACCCCCCGGCACCGCUGCCCCCUCCCCAGCCGCCCAGGGGGGGGCCGCGCCGGGCCCCGGCCCCCAUGCCGAGCACCAGUAGCAACCCGGACCUGCGGCGCAGCGACCCCGGCUGGGAGCGAGCCGACAGCCUGCUGCAGGCGGGCAGCGCCAACCUGCCCCAAGCCGGCUCCCUGGAGCGCAACCGCAUAGGGGCUGCAUCCAAGAGGGAGAGCUCCCCCAUCCUGCCCCUGGUGAGCAAGCCCAAGGCGGAGGAUCACCGCUCGCGCCCCGGCCGGCCCGCG
Messenger RNA from Chelonia mydas (Green sea turtle), 2652 nucleotides. It is a transcript of the gene MINK1, whose product is annotated as misshapen like kinase 1. Gene Ontology annotation, molecular function: protein kinase activity; ATP binding. Gene Ontology annotation, biological process: protein phosphorylation. Lineage: Eukaryota; Metazoa; Chordata; Testudines; Cheloniidae. The record is from RefSeq and is a predicted model, not a curated record.